AUGAAAGUUAAAUAAAUAAAAGAGAUAUUAGAUUAACUCAAGGAAAAGUAUAAAAUGGAAAUGAAAUAUCAUAAAAUUUAGGAAAAUUUUAGGUGUGAAUUUUAUAUCAACUCUCUAAAAAUAGCAGAGGGAUAGGGUGUAUCCAAAAAGUAUGCCAAGAAUGAUGCAGCGUCAAAGGCAUAUGAUAUUUUGGUUAACUCUGAUUAUUCAUUUGCAAGAAGAACUGGAAAGAAAAUUCGAGAUGAAGAUUACAAAUAAUAAUUGGAGCAGUAUGCCUUAAAGAAAAACAUUAGAGUGGAAUUUAAGGAAGGAAUAAAAAAUGAAUUAGGAUAUUCCUAAUAUUACAUAUAAUAUGGAACCAAAACAUACAUUGGAUAUGGGUUGAAAGCUAAAAAAUGCAUUAAUUUCAUGUCCUAUUGCAUUCUAGAGAAACUCGAAUACAACGAAAAAAUGAAUCAACUAAUAAAUUAGAAAGAACCUGAAAAGCAACCAGAGGUUUGGGAACACACAUCUUCUCGGAAGAUCAAAAUUGUUAUAAAACCAACAAUCCCUAUGUAAUAGAAUGAGCAAAUAAAAAUAGAGGAUAGUGAACCUCCUCCUCAAGAUACAAAUUUAAUAAAGGAGUUGAAGAUUUAGCAUUUUCUAAAUAGUUUAAUGAUUACAGAAGAUGUAUACAACUAAUUUGAUCUGUUCUUACUUUAGUUGUCUUAUCAAAAGGACUUUUUAUUUAGGGCAGUUGGAGCAUUCACCUCCAAAUCAAUACGCACUUUGAAGCCAGAACUUGACAUUUUGAUUAAUAUUCCUAAAGGUAAUUUUCCUUAGUUCGAAUAUUUUUUGGAAAGGACUUCAAAAUUAUUUUAAUAUAAAGUCUUCAGGAAUAAAAAACAUAUAUAAUUAGAAUUACCAUUCUAAACAAAAAGUAAAUUCUUGAGAUGGACAUUUUCAUCUCUCAAAGUUAAUAUGUAUAUAAAAAAGAAGUUUACUCCAGAUUCUUUAAUCCAUGAUGAAUAUAUGAAAUAAUAUUAAGUGCAGUAUCUAUUAAAUAGAUAUUCAACUCAAUAUCUCUCAUUAAUUCAUCAAUGGAAAGAAGAUUCGAAAAUUCCUUUAAAUGCAACCAUCUUAGAUUAUUUAAUUGUUUAAGUCUCAAAUUAAUUCUAAACAAAGAAUAAUCCUAUUGUUAUAUUAAAGCAACUAAUAUUCUUAUUAAAAAUUGGAGUUCUUGAUGAAAUUCUAGAUUAUGAGAAAGGCGAAAUAGAACUAAACCCAUUUCUUCAAGCAAUACCAGAUUACUAGAUAGUUUGCAUUAGAAAGAUUGCAGAAUAAACUCGUAAAUAGAUAAAGGAAAUUGCCGAGCAUUAUGACGAAAAGAAAAUUUAGACAUGGAUUUCAAAUUAUAUGGAUUGA
Paramecium octaurelia is the source of this 1404-nucleotide messenger RNA. Lineage: Eukaryota; Ciliophora; Oligohymenophorea; Peniculida; Parameciidae. The record is from the annotation of a GenBank genome assembly.